CAUGAAGAUACUGAAACACAAACAAAGAUGGUGAUUAUUAAAGAAGAGAGCGAAGACAUGAAGAGUGAGGAAACAUUCAGAGUCAAACAUGAAGAUACUGAGGAACAAUCAGAUCCACGUGACACUAAUAUAAAGAUGCCAUUUAUUAAAGAGGAGAGUGAAGAUAUGAAGACUGAAGAAAGAUUUAGCAUCAAACCUGAAGAUACUGAGGAACAAACAAAGAUGGUGUUUAUUAAAGAGGAGAGUGAAGACAUGAAGAUUGAAGAAACAUUCAGAGUCAAAUAUGAAGAAACUGAGGAACAAACAGACCUGAUGACAUCGAAAGAGGAGAAUCAAGAACUCAGUGAGAAAGAAGAUAAUGUUCAACAUAAAAAAUAUGAUUUCAUGACUGGAGAAAAAUCAUUUAGUUGCUCACAUACUGAAAAGACUUCACAAAAAAGCGCUCAAAAGACAGCAAAUAAAAGUUAUUUCACCUGCCAACAGUGUGGAAAAAGUUUCAAUAGAAAGGGAUACCUUGAAGUCCACAUGAGAGUUCACACUGGAGAAAAGCCGUACAACUGUCAACAGUGUGGAAAGAGUUUCAUUCUAAAAGGAAACUUAAAAUACCAUAUGAGAGUUCACAUUGGAAACAGACCCUUUGUCUGCCAACAGUGUGGAAAGAGAUUUACUGAAAAAGGAAACCUUAAUAUUCACAUGAGAAUUCACACUGGAGAAAACCCUUUCACCUGCCAACAGUGUGGAAAGAGUUUCAUUCAAAAAGCAAGCCUUAAAAAACACACCAGAAUUCAUACUGGAGAGAAACCUUACACAUGCUCUCAAUGUGAAAGAAGUUUUACACACAAACAGCAUCUCGAUGAACACAUGAGAAUUCAUUCUGGAGAAAAGCCUUACACCUGCAAUCUGUGUGGAAACGGCUUCAUUCGAAAAGCAAACCUUAAAAACCACAUGAAAAUUCACAGUGUAGAGAAACCUUUCAUAUGUUCUCAGUGUCCAAGGAGUUUUAAACAUAAACAUAACCUUAAUGUCCACAUAAGAAUUCAUACAGGAAAUAAACCUUUCACCUGCCAACAAUGUGGAAAGAGUUUCACUGAUAAAAGAAACCUUAGAAAUCACGUUCACAAGAUUCACACUGGAGAGAAGCCGUUUACAUGUGAUCAGAGUUUUGAACGUAAAGUAGCUCUUUAACAUGAACAAUCACACCGGUGUGACUAGAGCGUUCAGUGUGUCAUGUGAUUAACUGAUAAAUACAAAUAUGCUUUCGUGCUUUGGCUGGUGCUGAGUCAGAGAUGGACAUGCUCAGUGCUCGUGUAACAGGUCUUCGCCCAGAUCUUGACAUAUAAUGAACUUGUUCCAGUAGGGUCAUUUAGAUGAGCUGAGAGAGUGAAUGGCUGUGGUGAGUGAGUGCUCCAUGAGAAACAUAUAUUGUAUUAAUUGUAUAAGCAUUUCAUGGAUUAAUAUUGACAUGUUUAGAAGGAUAUUGUAUGAUCUGUGUUCGUGCCACUGUUACAUGUGUGAUAAAAUCAAGUUUGAUGUUCACCUUCAUUAUAGAACAUGUACAUGUGAUUGUUGAAACUGUUGAAUG
Messenger RNA from Labeo rohita (rohu), 1582 nucleotides. RefSeq names its product gastrula zinc finger protein XlCGF8.2DB. NCBI's taxonomy places the organism in Eukaryota, Metazoa, Chordata, Actinopteri, Cypriniformes, Cyprinidae. The coding region runs from base 28 to 1185 and encodes 385 amino acids. The transcript has 3 exons. Gene Ontology annotation, biological process: regulation of transcription by RNA polymerase II. Gene Ontology annotation, molecular function: RNA polymerase II cis-regulatory region sequence-specific DNA binding; DNA-binding transcription factor activity, RNA polymerase II-specific. Gene Ontology annotation, cellular component: nucleus. The record is from RefSeq and is a predicted model, not a curated record.